Calliphora vicina (urban bluebottle blowfly) is the source of this 4137-nucleotide messenger RNA. RefSeq lists its product as uncharacterized. The transcript is spliced from 8 exons. Bases 175 to 3957 code for a protein of 1260 amino acids. NCBI's taxonomy places the organism in Eukaryota, Metazoa, Arthropoda, Insecta, Diptera, Calliphoridae. Gene Ontology annotation, molecular function: 2 iron, 2 sulfur cluster binding; iron ion binding; FAD binding. The record is from RefSeq and is a predicted model, not a curated record.
UUUAUCUAUCGAUCAGUCGUCAGUUUCACAGCGAAUGUUGCUGAAACAGGUCUUCAAGUAAAAUUUUGUCGGAAAACAGUGUAAUAACAUUUUUCAUCGUUACUAGUGUCAUUAAAAAAAGUGAAUCUUAAAAAAUAUAAUUAUAAGCAAUUGUAAAAUAGAAAAUUCAGAAAUAUGACGACAAGUUUUAAAAUUAAUGGUCAACCUCACACAGUUAAUUUGUCUACUUUACCAGCUGAUAUAACUUUGAAUACUUUCAUAAGGGAACAUGCCCAACUAACAGCCACCAAGUUUAUGUGUUUGGAAGGUGGUUGUGGUACUUGUGUGGUCGCUGUAAAAGGAAAGCAUCCUGUUACCGGUGAAUUAAAAACAUGGGCUGCAAAUUCGUGCUUAACAUUGUUAAACAGUUGUGCUGAUUGGGAAAUUACAACCAAUGAAGGUCUUGGAAAUAAGCGCAAUGGCUAUCAUCCCAUACAAAAACGCAUGGCGAAAAUGAAUGGUUCACAAUGUGGUUUCUGUACUUCAGGGUUUAUUAUGAACAUGUAUGGUUUACUUGAAUCAAAGGGAGGCAAAGUCAGCAUGGCAGAGGUGGAAAACUCCUUUGGAGGUAACAUUUGCCGUUGUACUGGCUACAGACCAAUUCUGGAUGCCAUGAAAUCCUUUGCUGUCGAUAGUAAUAUACAGGUGCCACAAGAAUGUCUAGACAUUGAAGAUCUUACCAAUAAGAAAUGUCCCAAAACGGGACAAUUGUGUGCUGGUUCAUGUCACAAGCCCCUACAGUAUUUGGCAUAUGACGAUGGCUGUGAAUGGUAUUGGCCAAAAACUCUCACCGAACUAUUUGACAUCCUCUCCAAAGUCAGCUCAAAUGACGAAUAUAUGUUGGUGGCUGGUAACACAGCUCAUGGUGUAUAUAGAAGAUCGGAAAAUAUUAAACAAUUUAUUGAUGUAAAUGCCAUCGGUGAUUUAAAACAGCAUGAGCUUACAAAUGAUUAUUUAAAAUUGGGUGCGAAUUUAAGUCUCACUGAAACAAUGGAUAUUUUCAAUGAAGCUUCCAAAAAACCUGGUUUCGAAUAUUGUGAACAAUUGUGGAAUCACUUCGACCUAAUAGCUAAUGUCCCAGUAAGAAACACUGGCACUUUGGCGGGUAAUAUUUCGACAAAGAAAAAGUAUCCCGAAUUUCCAUCAGAUGUAUUUUUAACAUUUGAGACGUUAGAUGCUCAAGUGGUAGUUAAUAUGGAUGCAACAAAACAAGAAACAAUGUCCCUAUCCGAUUUCCUGAAGAACAAUACACCGAAAAUGGUAAUUGCUGCAUUCGAGUUGAAACCUUAUCCCAAGGAUAAAUAUAUAUUCAAAUCCUACAAGAUCAUGCCCCGUGCCCAAAAUGCACACGCUUUUGUCAAUGCUGGAUUUUUAUUUGAUGUUGAGAAAUCGGGAAAAGUUAACAAUGCACGCAUUUGUUUUGGUGGUAUAACAGCAGAAUUCGUCCAUGCCUCAAGCAUUGAGGAACUCCUUAAGGACCAAAUAUUUCAUGAUAAGGCCAUAGUAGAGAAGAUAUUUGCGGAAUUACCGAAUGCUUUGCAACCCAACGCAGUACUGCCAGAUCCUUCUCCAGAAUAUCGCCGAAAACUGGCCUGUGGGCUCAUGCUAAAAUGCCUUCUAGAUAUUGCACCUUCCGAUAAAGUAAAACCAGAAUUUAAAAGUGGAGGUCCAAUAUUAAAACGAGACCUCUCCUCAGGUUCGCAAACAUUUGAGUCGCAAAAAAAGAAUUACCCUCUUACACAGCCCAUACAAAAGGUUGAAGCUUUGAUUCAGUGUUCAGGCGAAGCUACAUACAUGAAUGAUGUUCUGACUCUGGAUAAUUCUGUCCACUGUGCCUUUGUUAAUGCCACAAAAGUUGGUGCUUCUAUUGAACAAAUCGAUGCAUCCGAAGCCAUGAAGAUGCCUGGUGUUAUUGCGUUUUAUUCAGCUAAAGAUAUUCCUGGCUCUAACACUGCUGUUGAUCCUGCAUUUGGUUACGAAGUUGAGGAAUUGUUCACAGCAGAAAAUGUACGCUACUACGAUCAACCACUGGGUAUGAUUGUGGCCGUAACAAGUGAUAUUGCGAAUAGAGCAACUUCUAAAAUCAAAGUGAUCUAUUCGAAUGGUAGUGACUUGGUCAUGCCAACUCUGGGAGAUGUUUUCGAUAACAAUAGAAUGGACCGUGUUCACAAUGUCGCUCCCUCCAAACUUAGGGAUAUUAAAUUAACUGCUGAAGCGGACAUAACUGGCAAAGGAAUCUUUGAAAUGGGUUUACAAUAUCACUUCACGAUGGAACCCCAAACAUGUGUAGCAGUUCCAUUCGAAGACGGGCUACAGGUUUGGUCCACAACUCAAUGGAUAGAUCACACACAGAGUGUUAUUUCGAAAAUGUUGCAAAUAAAAGCAGCUGACGUACAAAUGAAAGUUAGACGUCUCGGUGGUGGUUAUGGAAGUAAGAUCACCCGCGGAAACGCAGUUGCUUGUGCCGCAUCUUUGGCUGCAUACAAACUUAAUCGUCCAGCACGCUUUGUGCAAACCAUUGAAUCGAUGAUGAAUUCUAAUGGUAAACGAUGGGGGUGUCGUUCAGACUAUGAAUUCCACAUAAAAUCUAAUGGCAAAAUUGUGGGUUUGAAAAAUAUCUUUUAUGAAGACGCUGGAUGCACUUUGAAUGAAAAUCCUGUUCCUGACCUGUCAACAUUAUGUGCAAAAAAUUGUUAUGCAUUCACGGCGGACAACUAUAAAUUGGAGGGAAAUGCUGUUAUUACUGACGCCACCAGUUCCACUUGGUGUCGUGCUCCAGGUUCUGUUGAAGGUAUUGCUAUGAUUGAGAACAUAAUGGAACACAUCGCUUUUGAAGCAAAUGUGGAUCCUGCUGAUGCGCGUCUUGUUAAUUUACAGCCAGGGAAUAAGAUGAAUGAAUUAUUACCACGCUUUCUUAAAUCCACUGAAUACAGAAAACGACGCCAGGAGAUUGAUAGUUUUAAUGAGAAAAACAGAUGGAUUAAAAGAGGUUUGGGUUUAGCAAUCACUGAUUAUCCUCUUAUGUAUUUUGGGCAGUAUCCUGCAACUGUCUCUAUUUAUCAUACUGAUGGUUCGGUGGUGAUAUCUCACGGUGGCAUAGAAAUGGGUCAAGGAAUGAAUACGAAAAUAACACAGGUUGCUGCCUACGUACUAGGCAUUCCAGUGGAAUUUGUAAAAAUUGAAGCCAGUGACACCUUGAAUGGUGCUAACUCUAUGGUCACAGGCGGAAGUGUAGGCAGUGAAAGUGUUUGUUUCGCUGUACGAAAGGCCUGCAAUACAUUAAAUGAACGUUUGAAACCAAUCAAGGAUUCCAUGAAAAAUAAAGCUACUUGGACGGAGGUUGUACAAGCUGCCUGGAUAAAGAACAUUAAUCUAAUUGCAAGCGACCACUACAAAAUGGGUGAUUUGCAAAACUAUAAUAUUUACGGUUUAUCUCUAACCGAACUUGAAGUAGACAUCUUAACAGGUAAUCACUUGAUCAAACGCGUUGAUAUCUUAGAAGAUGCUGGUGAAAGUUUAAGUCCAUACAUUGAUAUUGGACAAAUAGAAGGGGCAUUUGUAAUGUGCUUGGGCUACUGGCUAACUGAGCAAAUGGUAUAUGAUCGCACAACAGGCCAACUAAUGACUAAUCGUACAUGGAACUAUAAACCACCUGGUGCCAAGGAUAUUCCUAUCGAUUUUCGCAUUGAACUUUUGCCUGGUAGUCCCAACCCAGCAGGUUUCCUACGUUCUAAAGCAACCGGCGAACCUCCCAGUUGCCUUGCAGUCAGCGCAAUUUUCGCCAAAGAGCAUGCAUUACAUUCGGCACGCAAAGAUGCCGGCCUGAAGAGGGAAUGGGUACGUUUCGGUGCCCCAACCACCCCAGAAACGUUUGUACAGAAUGCUGGUAAUGAUAUUUCAGCUUUUUCCUUAGAAUAACUCAAAUUCAUACACUUACACAUGUACAUUGUACUAAAUAUGUAUUAUAUAAUUAUAUUGUUGAUAGAAAUGUUCUGUUCGUUUGCAAACUGAUCAGGUACAUUUGCAUUUAUAAAGCAGUAGUGAUAUUGCUUUCCAAUUAAUAAAUUUAAGGUGUUGGUCGAAUUAAUAAAUUAAAAA